AUGAAUGUCGACGACCAUGCCAUGCCCUCUGGGCAGCACUACAGUGCCACCAACCGGGUGCCCAAUAUCCAGGAGUUUAUGCAACGCCUUGACUCUGAAAAAAAGCAGCGAGACGCCGAGAUCGAUGCCGAGCUAAGGCGCAAUAAGCGUAAUCCAGAUGUCAAGAUUCAUCGCAAUGAGCUCCUCGAGAAAAAGGGCACUCGCAAAGUGCGCGAUCCAGUGACGGGAAAAGAUGUUGAGAUUCGCGAUGCCGACAUGGACUUUGAAGAAGCAGUGGAAAACCCGCAAAUGUCUGUUCCCAACGGGAACUUGGGUAAACAUGCCACAAUAGCCACCUCAUCUCAACAAUCUGGAGAAGAAUAUCGCUAUGCUCAGGAUGUGACUGCGCCUCCCGACCCAAUUCAAGAGGGGUCAACUUCCGAUGUGCCUAUUCGCAGUGAAAAGACGUCCGUCUUGUUUUACAAAACUCCAUCAGUCAGCUAUGAACCAAUGUUUACCGCCCUUGAGAUGCGGUCAAAUCUCCUAUGUGCUGGAAUUUUCAUGGGUAUUGUCUUCUUUGGGAGGUUGUUUGGCGGUCGACUGCUUGGUCUGAUCCCCCUGGCCAUCUGCGUCACUUCUGGCGUCCACCUGUGGGUGCAGGAUUUGAUCCGAAAAGGACGAGACUUGGAGUGGUCUAGUGAGCAGGAACGUGGUGAAACCGCCACCAUCAACCUGAUCCCGGAGUCUGUUGAGUGGAUGAAUACUGCGAUUGGCGUUUUUUGGGGUAUGAUUAAUCCUGAAAUGUUCGCUGGUGUUGCAGAUACCAUUGAAGACGUCAUGGCAGCAUCUGUUCCUGGUGUUAUUGAGCACGUGCGAGUUGCCGAUAUUUCCCAGGGCAGCAAUCCUAUUCGAAUCCUCAAUAUGAGAGCCCUCCCCGAUUCUCAUGUCCAGGAUAUCAAGGACGAAAUACACAAGGAGAAUGAAAAGACAAUGGACGAAGACGAACUCGCGGCUGUCUCCCAAGCCGGGGCAUUCUACAACAUGGAAGUUUCGAUCGGGUACCAUGCAAAGCCUUCUGGAGCUGAUAUCGCCUCCAAAGCCCGCAACAUGGGCAUGCAGCUUGUGUUUUACCUCGGAAUCAAAGGUCUUUUCGGAGUCCCUCUUCCGAUAUGGGUUGAGCUGAUUGGUCUCGUUUGUACCGCACGUGUUCGACUGCAGCUUAGCCCUGAGCCUCCAUUCUUGAAGACUAUGACGAUAACGUUGAUGGGUAUUCCCAAAGUGCAAGCCGGCUGUACUCCAAUGCUUCAAAGAGGCGUCAACAUUUUGAAUUUACCCCUCAUCUCUAAUUUCGUAAAUUGGGCCAUCAAGGCUACAGCCUCCAUGUAUGUUGCUCCCAAGAGCUUGACUCUGGAUAUGAGCAAGAUGCUGCAAGGAGACGACAUCAAGAAGGAGACGGAAGCAUUUGGCGUCAUCUUCAUCAGAAUCCACAAAGCUACUGGCCUCAGCAAGCAAGACCAGCGUGGUAGCAAGGGUGGAGGUUCCGAUCCGUACAUCACUAUUAGCUGGAGCAAGUUUGGGAAGCCUCAAUUCUGUACCCGAGUCAUACAAGACAAUCUCAAUCCUGUCUUCGAAGAGACCUGCGGCUUACUAGUUACCAGUGACCUCAUCAAAGCUGAUGAGCAGCUAUCAGUGGAGCUUUGGGAUAGUGAUCGAUCGUCUGCUGAUGAUGAAGUUGGAAAAAUUGAACUAAGCAUCCAGGAGCUCAUCCAGCACCCCGGAAAGAUGUUCCAGCAUGUGUCUACGCUGAGCGGACUCAAACCUGACACCGUUAUGCCUGGUGAACUCCAUUGGGAAGUUGGAUUUUUCGGCAAGACGCAGUUCCGUAAAGCGCUUCGCACUGAUGGCCACAACGUUAAUGUGGUAAAAGAGCUUGGCGACAGACCCGAAUUUCAUGACGAAUGGGGCACCAUCCAAAACGAGGAGGAGGACGCCGCGGUCCACACUCCACCUGAUCCUCUUUGGCCAUCGGGUAUCCUCAGCGUUGUUGUCCAUCAGAUUGUGGGCUUGGAGCUAGCUAACGUCAAAGGCUCCAAUGGAAACCGCAAAGGCAGAGAGUAUGAGCCUGCAAGGCCAGAAGCCGGUGAAGUCAAGGAAGAGCAAGGCAAGAAACUGCCAAGCUCCUACUGCACCAUACUUAUCAAUGAUGAUUUGAUUUACAAGACACGAACCAAAGUAGUGUCAUCACAGCCAAUCUUCAAUGCAGGCACUGAGAAGUUUGUCCGGGAUUGGCGCUCUUGCAUUGUUACCGUUGCUGUUCGAGACUCUCGCAAUAGAGAGCACGAUCCGAUAAUCGGAGUGGUUCCCCUAAAGCUAUCCGAUAUCAUGCAAACCAACAGUGAGGUAACACGAUGGUAUCCUCUUGAUGGAGGUAUCGGCUUCGGCCGCAUCCGUAUCUCCCUACUCUUCCGGUCUGUUGAGCUCAGGCUGCCACCCCCACAGCUGGGCUGGGAUAUAGGAUCGUUUGAGUUUGUUUCCGAUACAAUCGUAGCUUCUAAUUAUGCGCCAGCUAGCCACGUUCGGCUCCGGCUACGCACUGGAGGCUCUACUGCCAAUGUGAAGAGGGAUCACUCUGUCCGUGAAGGAGAUAGCAUGGUGUUCAACAUUGGCGUUCCUGAAGGCGGCAAGAAGCUUCGACUACCGGUACGAUUCAGAUAUAAAUCACCAGUUUUCAUUGAAUUUCAUCCCGCCGGUAAGAGGGGGCCUGAUGCGUUUGCCGCGUUGUGGCUGCUGGAGCUGGUCGACAACCAAGAGCGAGAAUUCGACAUUCCGCUAUGGAAGUGCAACAAUCCCUUACGACUAUCUCAAAACUAUAUCACCGAGGAGAACUUUGCUUCUAUCCCUGAUUUGGAUAUUAAGGAGGUUGGACGCGUUCGAUUCAGAGGUCGCUUUUCUGCUGGUACAGACAUGGAUCAUAUUAGGUUUGUUAGCGACAGCGACUCUCGGGAAACGAUUGAAACUUGGGAGGCGUGUUAUGCGGAGGGCGUACGACAGCAAGAAGUCCAGCCCGAAGUUCCCGAGUUGGUGCAGAAGCUGCAUGAUGAAUCCUUAACGCAAGGCCGAGAUGUACUUGCACAUGCUGACGAGAAAGACAAAGAUCGCUGGCUUGCAAAAGAUGGUACUGAUUGGACCGGAGCAUUUGGCCAAGAUCCGCAAGACUUGAUGAACCAGCACAUGUCCAGCGCGGACACUGAAGGUCACGAGCACUUUGAGAUAGACACGGACGAGAAUGAUGAUGACGACGAAGAUGGGGAUGGGGCUAUCGGAAUGAGAAGGACAGAAACGGACCCAACCUACGGCUCAGCACCGUCUGAAGGUAGCGAAGACCGCCAUUCGUUGGAAUCAGCAGGGACUAACACUUCAAGAAAGAGUAACGCCAGCACUGGGAGUAAGAACCCCAUCAAGGCGUACAAGAAUUACAAAGAGAAGAGCCGUGAUUUACACCGCAAGCAACGUGGGCUGAUGCAGUGGCUUCCCAUGCGCAAUGCACGGUUUGCCAAAGAUGAAGCCAAGUAUGCAGUCCGUAAAGUCAAGAAGAUGGGGGCCUUGAAUGGGCGGACGCCAGAUGUGGAAUCUGAGAUAUAAUGUAACAGCGCCGCUGCAAGGACUUUCUUUUACUCUUUUCAUUUUCUUCAUGUUUUUCCUCUCUUAUUUCUAGUACCUUGUUUCUCCUUCUUUUUCUUCUCUUAAUUUUUGAUACCGCUACAGUUUACAUGUGCUAUUAUAUUAAAAGGAUAGGAAUCGCCCAAAUGGGCUUUGGACAACGAUUUAUGAAGUAUGACG
Molecule: messenger RNA, 3819 nt
Organism: Trichoderma asperellum CBS 433.97
Lineage: Eukaryota; Fungi; Ascomycota; Sordariomycetes; Hypocreales; Hypocreaceae
Molecular function (GO): lipid binding
Source: RefSeq, a predicted model, not a curated record